AUGGAGUUUUUUAGAAAUAGUUUUAUUGUAACAUUGUUGCUAUUUUUCUGUAAGUAUAAAGAGAUUAUUGCUCAUUCUGGGAGUAUUAAUAAGCUAUCCAUAAUAUCAUUUGAUGAAGGAUAUUCUCAUCUUUUUGGAGAUGAGAAUGUUAUUGUUCUUAAAGAUGGAAAAUCUGUUCUUUUUUCUCUUGAUGAAAGAAUUGGUUCUGGGUUCAUGUCACAAGACCUUUAUCUACAUCGGUUUUUCAGUGCUUCAAUUAAAUUGCCUGCUGAUUAUACUGCUGGGGUUGUGGUUGUCUUCUAUGUGGUUGCAGCCAUGGAAGCUUCAUCAAAUGAAGAAGAAGGUUGUUUGGGCUAUCCAUCACAUGAUGAGUCCGUCGCUUCUUUCCGAUAUACUUCCCCCGUUCUGAUACACUCGCUACAUAACGAUUAUUGA
Molecule: messenger RNA, 435 nt
Organism: Amaranthus tricolor (Joseph's coat)
Lineage: Eukaryota; Viridiplantae; Streptophyta; Magnoliopsida; Caryophyllales; Amaranthaceae
Product: probable xyloglucan endotransglucosylase/hydrolase protein 28
Exons: 3
Coding region: 1-435 (144 amino acids)
Biological process (GO): carbohydrate metabolic process
Molecular function (GO): hydrolase activity, hydrolyzing O-glycosyl compounds
Source: RefSeq, a predicted model, not a curated record